This is a messenger RNA of Protopolystoma xenopodis, 576 nucleotides long. The record is from the annotation of a GenBank genome assembly. Lineage: Eukaryota; Metazoa; Platyhelminthes; Monogenea; Polystomatidea; Polystomatidae.
GCUAAUGUGAUCAAUACUUCAUGUGGAUUUGGUGUUCAACUAUUAUUGGUUCACCUUGCUGCUCGCCAAGUAUGGACUACGGGCUGUGUACAGGCUUUGGUUACAGCGGUGGAGACGAAUGUCAUUUCCGUUUCUUGCACCAUUGCUGGGAUCGUUGUAUUGCAGCGUAAAGCUUCAAGUAUGAGCAAUUUAAGCCAGUUAGAUGGGAGUGUGCGCAACGUAGAGUUUGGUCUAGACUACGGAAAUCAAGUUAGGACCCGCUUGAGUGGAAAAAGCCUCGUUUUUCAGGGCGGUGAAUGGAUGAUAGAACCCGAAGAUGGCAGCAUAGGAGGUUUAGGUGCAACGAGUCACGAAACAACUAGACUGAAAAAGAAUGCCCUCCAGUUGACAGAAGAGAACAAUUUGCUCAGAUUGAAGGUUGAAAUCCUUUUAGACAUGGUGGCCGAGACGACUGCCGAAGUUCAUUUGCAGGAGAAUGAAAUAGAUAAUUUACGGGCUCUCCUGCAGAAGAAUUUCGCUGUCCCUCAGCCUUCACCUGCUGCUAGCAGUAGCAGAAUGGCUGGCCUGGCCAGAUAG